This is a messenger RNA of Arxiozyma heterogenica, 504 nucleotides long. RefSeq names its product Gre1p (gene GRE1). The record is from RefSeq and is a predicted model, not a curated record. NCBI's taxonomy places the organism in Eukaryota, Fungi, Ascomycota, Saccharomycetes, Saccharomycetales, Saccharomycetaceae. Bases 1 to 504 code for a protein of 167 amino acids. The transcript has a single exon.
AUGUCUAAUCUAUUUAAUAAAUUCGCUGAAAAGUUGCACGGUGAUAACGACGACGACCAAUCAAGAAUGUCUCAUCAACGGAGAGAGCAACAACAACAAAAGAACAACUCUAUGCAGUCUGAAUCAUGGCGUGGUGGGAAUCAAAGUGGUCAAGGUUACAAUGAUUACAAUGAUGAUGAUGAUAAUGACGACAAUUUUAAUACCGAAACUUUUGGUACCGCUGCUUCAACCACCACCGGCCAAGGUUAUAAUUCAGGUAAUUUGUCUCAACAACAGAGUGGUGGUUAUACAAGAAAUGCAAUGGGUCAAAACAUGGGCGGUGACCGUGAUGAUGACGAUUUUAAUGACUCAGGUUUAAAUGACGAAGAAGAGCAAAUCGAAGCAGACAAAAAUCAGUCUUUCGGUAGAAAUAUGUCUAGUGGGGAUAGAAGAUCAAGAAGAAACCAAAGUGAUGGGAACAGGUCUCAAGGAUAUCAAGAAAUGUAUGGUGACCAACCUUGGUAG